Cordyceps militaris CM01 is the source of this 1242-nucleotide messenger RNA. Its product is annotated as aquaglyceroporin, putative. The transcript is spliced from 4 exons. NCBI's taxonomy places the organism in Eukaryota, Fungi, Ascomycota, Sordariomycetes, Hypocreales, Cordycipitaceae. Gene Ontology annotation, molecular function: glycerol channel activity; water channel activity. Bases 1 to 1242 code for a protein of 413 amino acids. The record is from RefSeq and is a predicted model, not a curated record. Gene Ontology annotation, cellular component: plasma membrane. Gene Ontology annotation, biological process: water transport; glycerol transmembrane transport.
AUGCCCAAUCAACACGAGGGCGAGCUCACUGCCCAAUUCUUCCUCAUCGCCAUCAUGCCACGGCCAGUUUUCGAGAAGCACAACCAUCCUGCUACCGGCGCCACAGCCAAGGAGCACGCCAAGGAGCAGCCAACGCUUGUUUGCGCCACACGUACAGAUGAACUCAGUGGCUGCCCAGUUCCGCCCGCCGCCCGCCAAAACUCCGGGGACUCGGGCUCGACAGUUCCGGCGACCCUGUCAAGUCUAUACUAUGGCUCGGUGUCUGCGUCGUCCAUCGACAAAAUUACUUCCUACCACGAGAGCAAGAUGGUGCCUCCUAGCACCCCCGAAACCCUCGCUCCUGAGAUCCCUGCUCCGGAGGAGAAACAACUGGCCUGGACCAAAGUCCGCUCCGUCUGGCAAGAUGCCUUUUCUGAAUUCCUUGGCACCAUGAUCCUCAUCAUAUUUGGUGAUGGUGUUGUUGCUCAGGUCGUCUUGAGUAAAGGGGAAAAGGGAGACUACCAGAGUAUCUCGUGGGGCUGGGGCAUCGGUGUCAUGUUCGGUGUCUAUGUUGGCGGCAAGUCUGGCGGGCAUAUCAACCCGGCUGUUACCUUGGCCAACUGUGUCUUCCGUGGUCACCCUUGGCGCAAGUUUCCCGUCUACGCCAUCGCCCAGCUCCUUGGUGCCAUGGUUGGUGCCGCUAUUGUAUACGGCAAUUACAAGUCAGCCAUUGAUGCCUUCGAGGGCGGCCCCGGAAUCCGAACCGUGAGCGGCGCCAAUGCUACCGCCGGAAUCUUUUGCACUUACCCCGCCGCCUUCAUGACCCGUACCGGCAUGUUCUUCUCGGAAUUUCUGGCCAGUUCUGUUCUACAAUUUGUCAUCUUUGCCCUUGUUGAUGAUGCCAAUAUCGGUGCUGGCAAGCUGCUGCCGCUGGCCCUCUUCUUCCUCAUCUUUGGUAUUGGUGCCUGUUUGGGCUGGGAGACGGGUUAUGCCAUCAACUUGGCUCGUGACUUUGGUCCUCGCCUCAUUACUUACUUUCUUGGCUACGGCACCGAAGUCUUUUCCGCUGGUGGUUACUAUUUCUGGAUUCCCAUGGUUGCCCCUUUCCUUGGCACACUGUUUGGCGGUUUCCUGUACGACGUUUUCAUCUACACGGGCCCAAGUCCCAUCAACUCGCCAUGGUUUGGCCUCAAAAGGCUGGCUCAGCCCCGCCGCGAUGUGUGGUCCAACACGUAUCGAAAGUCGGUCGAGGGUAGAGUCUGA